AUGAUGGGUGCCGAAAGGCGUACUUCAAUGGCUGAGCGCCGCCCGUCUACCCUUAAUCAGUCGUCGUUCAGUAUGGAGAGAAGGGCUUCGUCUGUCGUUGUUCCGCACCUCGCGGGAAUUGAAGACCCCUUGCCGGAUACAACUCCGGACAAAGUUGAUGUCGUGGUUGUGGGAACGGGACUCGUGGAGAGCAUUUUGGCUGCAGCGCUUGCGUGGCAGGGCUCAAAUGUCUUACACAUCGACUCUAACUCCUACUAUGGGGACACAUCCGCCACACUGACCAUCGAUCAAUUGAAACAAUGGGUGCAAGAUGUCAAUCAAGGUAGUUUAAAAUGCUACGAAAAUGCCAAGUUACACAUUUCAAGCGUGGUUGGUAGGGGAUCAUACAAGUCGCGAGAUUUUGGGAUAGACCUUUCGCCAAAAAUUCUCUUUGCCAAGUCAGACUUGCUGUCAAUAUUACUGAAGUCUAGGGUGCAUCAAUAUUUGGAGUUCCAGUCGCUCUCCAGCUUUCACACGUACGAAAAUGAUUCUUUUGAAAGACUCACAAACACGAAACAGGAGAUCUUCACUAAUCCCUCUCUUCCCCUCAUGACCAAACGCAGUCUUAUGAAGUUCAUCAAAUUUGUUCUAGAUUGGGAAAACCAGCAAGAAGUCUGGGCAAGCUAUCGCGACAAGCCUAUAACUUCUUUUUUGGUAAACAAAUUCAAGCUAGAGAGAGCCCAAGUCUAUGAACUAAUCUUUUCGAUUGGCUUGUGCUACAACAUAGACGUGAAGACGCCGGAGGCUUUGCAAAGGAUACGCAGAUACCUGACGAGCUUUGAUGUAUAUGGUCCAUUUCCCGUACUUUAUUCGAAAUAUGGUGGCCCCGGCGAACUCUCGCAAGGGUUCUGCAGAUCUGCUGCAGUGGCAGGUGCAACGUACAAGCUUAAUGAAACCUUAGUAUCAUACGACCCUGAGUCCAAAACUGCUAUCUUUGGCGAUGGCUCGAGAGUGACUGUGACAGAGAAAGUCGUGGCUGCACCAACACAGUGUCCCAAGAACAGCCGGAAUGUUCCUGAACAGAUGUUUGAAGUGCAGAGGUUAACUUGCGUUGUGGAUAAGCCUUGCUUGGAGUGGUUUGGUGAGGGUGAGUAUGCUGCUGUUGUGGUUUUCCCACCAGGCUCGCUUAAGUCUGGCAACCGCCAAGCGGUCCAGGCGCUCAUAAUGGGUGCCGGGAGCGAUGUGUGCCCAGCCGGUUCUUCGGUAUGGUACCUAACGUCUACCGAAAGCGGUCCUCGCGGCGAGAUGGACCUUGAUGCUGCGUUUGGUGCUUUGGAGGAAAGCAUUAUCAGGGAGUCGUCCGCCGACAUCGAGAAUGACUCCGGCAUUCUAGAAGUUGACACAAGUGGCCAUUUCACCCUCAACUCUGUCAAAUUAGGGCAGUCGUUCAAAGAGCACAUAUCAGGAGAGAGUAUCCAAGUCCUGGUAAAAUUGUACUACAAGCAGCUAACGUCAACACCACCAUUCGAGGUAGUCGACCCUUCAAUAUUUGACGUUAAUGACCCCGCCGACGGCGUGCACAAAAAGCUGAUACCAGGCGCCAGUGAUAACGGCGUGCUUUAUACCGCACUGCCUUCUGCCGAAAUAUCUUACGAUGAAGCUGUUACUGCCGCCAGAGUUCUAUUCCAGCGCAUUGUUGGGAGUGAUGAUGAUUUCUUCGACUUAGAUUUUGAGGACGAAGAUGACACUGACCAGAUGAACGAGUCCGCUGUUGUGGAUGAUGAAGAUGACAGAAUGGAUAUCGGAUUAAACGCUGAAAUGAGCGUGGAACCCGUAGAAUUCGCUGGCGAAAUGGAAAUAUGA
This is a messenger RNA of Lachancea thermotolerans CBS 6340, 1842 nucleotides long. RefSeq names its product GTPase-activating protein MRS6 (gene MRS6). Gene Ontology annotation, molecular function: GDP-dissociation inhibitor activity. Bases 1 to 1842 code for a protein of 613 amino acids. NCBI's taxonomy places the organism in Eukaryota, Fungi, Ascomycota, Saccharomycetes, Saccharomycetales, Saccharomycetaceae. The record is from RefSeq and is a predicted model, not a curated record. Gene Ontology annotation, biological process: vesicle-mediated transport; protein geranylgeranylation; small GTPase-mediated signal transduction. The transcript has a single exon. Gene Ontology annotation, cellular component: cytosol; Rab-protein geranylgeranyltransferase complex; cytoplasm.